AUGAGUCUUAAAAAAGUUAUUGAAUCAUAUGAAAGUACCACAACUGUGAUUGAUAAUAAUGAAAAUAAGGAAAUUGAAAAAAUCGAUGUUUGUUUAAAUUACACAUCUGAUAUUUUAAAAUUAAUGAAAGAACUUGGUGUUAAUGUUAAACAUGAUAAAUAA
Cetraspora pellucida is the source of this 162-nucleotide messenger RNA. The record is from the annotation of a GenBank genome assembly. Lineage: Eukaryota; Fungi; Glomeromycota; Glomeromycetes; Diversisporales; Gigasporaceae.